Messenger RNA from Cynoglossus semilaevis (tongue sole), 7753 nucleotides. RefSeq names its product mediator of DNA damage checkpoint 1 (gene mdc1). Gene Ontology annotation, cellular component: nucleus. The transcript is spliced from 13 exons. The coding region runs from base 591 to 6437 and encodes 1948 amino acids. The record is from RefSeq and is a predicted model, not a curated record. Gene Ontology annotation, molecular function: protein binding. Lineage: Eukaryota; Metazoa; Chordata; Actinopteri; Pleuronectiformes; Cynoglossidae.
AAUUUUAAUUAAUUAUGAUUAAUCCAGACCUAGCCUAAGAUUAUAGCUUUAUAUUUUAAUAUGUUUUUUUUAUCCAAUCAUAUUUUAGCCUCGUAUGUUGCCAGGUUAAAAUAAAUCUGCCCUUCAGAAUCAGUAGUGUUGGCACUGGGAGAAUAAAACGAACGGCAACAAGAUUAUUAGACCAAUCAGAUUCGGUGUUGGCAUCACACUGCCAUGUCAAAGCCUUCUAGUUGGCCCACAGUUACGUUAGCGGUUUGAGUGAUUUGAUUGGAUGCUCAAAGAACACACUUUUGAAUUUAGCAAACUGCAGCUAGCGACUUACACGCUCGAAAACUGUUCUGUGCGUCCACUGUUCCACCAUGAGCGGACAUUCUCAGAAUUAAGCGAAUUAAAACUUGUCAUAAAUCCGACAGGACAGUUUUGACGUUUAACGUUAGAAGGAAUGUCGACAGAAAAUGACUAGUUUCUGUCUAGAAGUAAAACACACGGCUAAUCUGUACAACGAGUCAUUGGACUCAUCUUAAGGAAAGAGGAGGCGGGAUUUGUUUUGUACAACUCAUCAGGUUUGGAGGCAUCUGGUCUCAUGAGAAAUGGAUGCAACUCAGGCGAUCAGUGAUUCAGUCUUGAAAUCAGAUGAAUCUGAAAAUGAAGAGGAGGAGGAGGAUGACAACAGGUGUCGACCAGUUGCUAAACUGUGCAUCUUACGAAACGAACACAUCCCGGAAACAGAGCUUCACCUGUUUGUGGGAGAUAAUGUGUUGGGUCGAGACCCCAGCUCCUGCACCCUCCCUGUGCCGGCACCCUCGAUAUCCAAGAAGCAUGUAACCAUUAGCAUCUCCGUCUACAGCAGAAGAGGUCGUCGCAGCGGAGUGGACUUGGAGGCUUUAGUCUGGGAUCUAGGGAGCAUGAAUGGAACCCGCAAAGGUCGCUUAAAAUUGACCCCAAAUGUACGCUAUGCCCUCAGUGAUGGCGACAGUUUGGUGUUGGCAGACAUACCGUGUCAGUUUGUCAGUGUAAACGCUGUCUGUUUGGAGAAGGUCACAAAGACUCCUGUGUGCAAAAGUUUUCGGAUAAAAGAGAGCGUGCCAGAUUCAUCGGGGGAGAAUGUGGGUGACCUAAAUGACUGUGAGGAGUUGGUGAACGGAGACACAAAAGCUAGAACAUCUACAACAAAGACCGCUGUCCAAAUGAAUUGUCUGUCUGUGGAGCAAACGCCGACUCAGCCAGAGGAGAUCCUGGUCCCAGAAUCUGACGUGGACUCAGAUGGGGAAAAAGACGGAGACAAAGUUCUCGUGUUUGACUCUGACUCACACAAAUCCAGUCCAGCUUGCUCUACAUUCCUGAGUCCGGCAAACAAAACUGUCCCUGAGAGUGAGGUCGAAAGUCCCAUGACCCCAUCGUCCUCCUCCUCCUCUAAAAAUAGACUGUACAGACGUGUCAACUUCAGCGAAGAGAAGGCAGAAGUAAAUGUGGCCAGACAGCCCUUAAAGGGAAAAAAGACAUUUGCCAUUGUGGAUGACAGUGAAGAGGAGGAGGAGGAGCAGGAGGAGGAGAAGGAGGAGGAGAAGGAGAGGGGAGGGGCGACACCAGAAGUGAUGGAGACAAAGAAAAAUGACCAAAACGUGCCAGUGACAUCAGAACCAGCCGUCAGUGUCUUAGGACAAAAUAAACUCUCUGUGUCUAUGACAUCAGUCUGCACCGAUGUGGAAGAAGAGGAGGAAGGGGAGGGGGCCAGGUCCAGUGGUCCUGAGUCCUCAAACACAAAUCAAAUCACCAAGAAACUGAAAAUAGAUGAUUUUCAUUUAGACAGUGACACUGAUGUUGAUGAAGAUGAAAACUCUGAGACGACGACGACGGCUGCUGCAGAUGAAACCAAACCUCCUGCUGUGGACUCAGGUUCACCGUCCAAGGAAGUCACUGUGGAGAGUGACACUGACGUGGAAGACCAUGUUGAUGCUGCUGCUGCUGAUGCUGAUGCUGAUGCUCCUGCUCCUCCAGCAGAUGUUAAAGACCUUCACAUGGACAGUGACACUGACGUUGAAGAGGAGGACGGAGACUCUGCACCAAACCGGUCGAACUCAACGCUGGAUGAAACCCCGUCUAGAUUGGAAGUAAAUCCCAAUCAGGACGACUCUGCCGCUGCCCCUCAUCACGGCCUCCAUCUUGAAAGCGACACAGAUGACGAGGAGAUGCCCACUCCUGAUCUCACUGAACCUCCCGUGGUUUCGGCCAAAGAAUUAUCCACCGCUGCGUCAGUUGGCCCGGAUAUUUUGUCCGACAGCGACACAGACGUUGAAGAUGAUUCUGCCGAGGUUGGACCUCCUGCUGCCACCGUCUCCACGGCCGUCGGGGCAGGAGCUGCUGGAACAGGCACCGCAGUGGACGGAUCCAACAACCGCCCGGUCGAGGAGAGUUCGAAGCCCCCUGACCUGAGUGUGAACAGUGAUGGUGACACAGACGUGGAGGAGGAGGAGGAGGAGGAGACUGAGGAGGGGCAGAUGCCUGAGCUGUGCAGAGAGAACACAUGUCAGAUGUUGGUUCCACUGCCACAGAACUGUUCUACUCCUGUACAGCUGUCAGAAAGAAAAGUGGAAGAGCUGGAGACCCAGCCGUUCCUUUGUCCUUCUGUUCCAUUCAGUGGUGCAGGAGGCCCUGAUGACUCGUCCUCCAGCUCAGAGAAAGAGGAGGAAGAAAACGUUGCCGAGGCCAGUACCCAGGCCUUCAUUCUCCAAAGUCAAAACUGCCAAAGCAACUCUGCAGAGAAACAAGCCGUAGAUGCCGCUACUGAGUCACCUGGUGAUGAAAACGAUCCACAUUCCAGCCGAGGAGGAUCGUUUCAGCUGGGACUGUCUGACAGCAGCCACCUCCAGGCCCAGGCUCCGGACCAGGACACGGAGGAAACCCAGGCCUUUAUCCCUGUGGGAACCAGUGUGUUUUGGGAUCAGACCCAAGAAUAUGCAGCUGAUCCACAUCUGGAGGCUACACGGGCCAACGAGGAGGCUGAGGACUCGCCCAGAUGUUCAGUCACGUCUGAGAAAGAAUCUCAGCAAAGUCUGGAGUUAGAGACCACGCAGGCGUACGAAUCAAAAAGCUCUUCUGAUCCUCAGCAUGAAACAGACGAGCAGCAGGAAAAACACAGGAUUGAAACGGCUGAGACUCAGCUGAUUGAAACCCGACCGGUGUCUGACAGUGAGGAGACCGACCAGCCAGAGGGGGCUCCACCUCAGCAGAGGUCAGUUGGUGAAGUCUUCCUCAUGGCUGAAACUCAGCCCAUGAAAACUAGUGAUGACGAAGAUUUCUUUCAAGUUCCACAAAAAAUAAAAUCAAAGCGUCUUCAACCUGUCACAGGCUCAGGUUUCUCCAUCGCUGAAACCCAACCGAUGGCUGCAAGUGAAAAUGAUGACAGCGACGAUGACGCUGCUUCUCCAGGAAAUCAUCUGAGUAAUGACUGCGAAGAAGAAGAGAGUGACGAAAGCCAGUCGUUUCUCCUACCACGAAAAAGGAAAGCGAAACAACUGCACCUUCAGGAGGAGGAGAGCCAAACGCUCCGAAACUCUGAGACCUCUGCUGGUGAAACUCAGUCAGUACAACCCGUUCAAACUGAACUUGGCCAGGAAGGAGAAUCUCCUCCAGAAAGCCGAGCAAAAGCAGCGACACGUGAGGCAGAGACACAGAUCAUCUGUAGUUCUGAAGUGUUUCCUGCAGCAGCUCAGCCUCACGUUGACAGCGAGACCAAGGAUGAAGACGAUUUGAUGAUAGGGCAACGUAAGAGAAAGACAAAAGCACUGCAGCCAGAGGAUGAGGAGACACAGCCUCUCAGUGUGGACGUCCAGCCCAAGGUCAAGGGUGAGGACACAGAGAGUGAGGAAUCAGUGUCAGGUCAAAGGAAAACUAAGGCAAAGGUGAAGCAACCUGAAGAAGAGGAGGAGGAGGAAGUACAACAACCUCUGGCAGUCGCUGAGGCUGUCGAACAACCUGAGAGACAGAGGAGGAAACAGUCGGAGGCUGCAACACGUCAAGUCAGUGCCAGAAAUAAAAGAGGGACGAGAUCAAAAGAGGACAAGGACCAAGUGGAGUGUCUUCCAAAAAGACAGACAAGAGGGAGAAAUAAAAGUCUGUCUGAGACGAGGAGAGAAAGAUCCCCGGCAGAGGAGGAGCAGAGCCAAGGGAGCGAGGGACUGAGGGGGAGAAAGGAGUGCAGCGGUAUAAAUGGAAAACAAGAAGGAGACGAAGAAACAGACAAGAGAGAAAGUGAUGAAAAAGAUGAGGAACAAAGAGAAACAUGUGGACAGAACAUUAGGGAAGAAGAACAGAUUGAAAUACAGAAACAAUUACAAACUGAAAAUAGUGACAAGGAGGAACAAGCUGAGAGACUGGAACUGGACACACACGAUCAGGUCCAGGUCGAGAGGGGAACGAAGGUGAGGGAUAGAAUGGAGACAUUAGAAGCUCCACUCCCAGAACACGAGGAGGAGGAAAGAAAAGAUCAGGAAGAGGAAAAUCAACACCAGGAAAAGCCUGAAGAAACAGGAGAACCAGAGAAGAACAACCGAACCAACAAGGUUCCAGCCAGAGGUCGGAAAACUGGACGAGGAAGAAAUGAUGAGCAGAUUCUGGUAGAACAGAACUCGGGUCCGAAAAGUGAUGACGGCCCAGCGAGGAGAACCAGGUCCCGCUCCAACUCCUCCAACUCCAUCAGCUCUGAGAGAUCGGCCUCUAGUGUCGGUGUUCAGGACAACAGGGGCCGGGGCCGAGGCAGAGGAGCCAAACCAAAGAGCCAGCCUCCUCAGACGCCUGGUGGAAGGAACGUGAACUGCAGGAGAACCAGGCGGGACAGCAGGGCAGAUGAUGCUCCCCCACAGGAAGUCUUCUCAAGAUCCAACUCCUCCAAUUCCCUCAACUCGGACAUUUCCAGCAGCAGCGUGAGCUCGGUGAGGCAGCGAGAACGAACCCGCAGAACCGAGGUUCCUGUCGGCACUCAGCGAAGUUCGAUUUCAGCUCCCAGAGCUGCUGCUGGAGGCCGGAGGGGCAGGAACACGGAGGGGGCUGCAAACGUCACAGAGGAGAAGGUUGAACCGCUGCAGAGUCGUACCACCAGGGGGCAGCGACGAGCAACAGCAUCAUCUUCUGAAGUAGCUGCUCCGGGUGAGGACAACCAAUCCAUUCAGGAGGAAAGUCUUGUCAGUGAGGAACCGCACCAGUCCAAGAGGAAGGUCAGGGGUCAAGUGGAGAAAUCCAUCAGUGAUGUCAGAGCGGUGACAUCACCACAUCAUUCUUCAGUCAGUGAUGCUGAUGAGACCAAAGGAGACACCAGGAGAGGAAGGAAGAGGGAGCUGCAGGCCACGGUGGAAGAAGGUUCCUGCAGCGGUGCCAAAGUCGUUAAAGUGGAAAACCAACGUCCGCCAACACAGGAGGAGAGUAAAGAUGAGGCAGUGGUCCACACCAGGAGACGGGGAAGAACUUCUACGGCCCAACCCAAGAAGACUGCUGUAGAAGAAAAAGUCAAGGAGGAGGAAGUGGAGAAGGUCGUCCAACGGAGAGGCAGAGGUCGGUCUACGGCCGUCUACAACAGCAGGAAGGAGGAAGAGGAGGUGGAGGAGGAGGAGGAGGAGGAGAUGGUGGUGGUUCCCCCUGCAGUUGACCAGGACGGAGACAUGGAGCAGGCCGUGACCAGAACUUUUACCCGUAAGCGACCGUCUUCUGUGAACUCCACUCCUGUGGCCAAGACUCGUCGCGCCUCCUCCUCCUCCUCCUCCUUCUCCUCCUCGUCCCCUGCGGCUGCUGGUGGCCGAGUCCGAGCUGCGAGCCAGGACUUUAGAGUGCUGUUCACGGGGCUGGUGGACGAGGCUGGGGAGAAGGUGCUGGUCCGUCUUGGAGGCAGCAUGGCUAAAGGUAUCGCCGACAUGAACAUCCUGGUGACUGAUAAGGUCAGGAGAACGGUCAAGUUCCUGUGUGCCAUGGCCAAAGGAGUACCGAUCGUCACCACCCGGUGGUUGGAGAUGAGUGGUAGAGCUGGGAGCUUCAUCUCCACCGACACUUUCCUGGUGAAGGAUCCAGAGCAGGAGAAGAAAUUCAGCUUCUGCCUCCAGGAGUCUCUGAGGAGGUCACAGGGUCAGCCUCUCUUACAGGGAUAUGAAGUCCAUGUUACCAAGUCAGUCAAGCCUGAGCCGGUUCACAUGAAGGACAUCAUCUCCUGCAGCGGAGGAACCUUUUUACCCAGGAUGCCCUGCUCUCACAAGCCCCAGACCGUAGUGGUUUCCUGUGAGGCGGACUGGGCGCUGUGCGGCCCGGCCGUCGCCGCUUCGCUCCCCGUCGUCUCUGUGGAGUUCAUUCUCACCGGAAUCCUUCAGCAGAAAGUUGACCUGCAGUCACACGCUCUCACCGUGGCCCAGCCUCGACCUGCAGCUGGGAGAGGCCGCGCCAGGAGGAAGGUGUAGCUCUGACGCCGACGCUGACGCUGAGCGGCACACGGCCGGCGCUGCUGCCACUUCCUGUACGUAUGGGCAGAAAUGUGCCGACGUCAGAGACCAGUGUAAAAACACACUGGUGACCGUGACGCUCCAGUGAGAGGAGGACGGAGUUAAUUUGACAGAAGCUAAAAGAACACGAAUGAUCAGAGUUUCUUUUUUACCUGGUGGGAACAACAGAGGAUUUCCUUUCAAAUAUUUAAAAAAAAAACAAAAAAAAACCUUUAUGUAGUUUUUUAGCCCAGAUGUGGUUUUUACAUCUUUGUUGACUUGACUGUACCAGAACAUCAGGACACAAAUCUCCACAGUGGUUUGGUGAAAUCAAAACAAUCCCUUGAUGUCGUCGUUUAAAUCACAGAUCUGUGGGUUUUAAUAAGAAUCAGUGACGUUCUUGGUCGUCAGUUCCAGGACUUAGGGAUAAGGUUCGAGUCCCAUUUGUGUGUUGACAGACAGAUCCAGCUGUAGGUGGUGAUGUGACUCAGACCUGGGCUGACGGUUGAACCGUUCACUGGUCUCCUGGAUCAGAGCUGAGUGGAGUCAAGUCCACAGGUUCUCUGCUCACAGUGUGGAUGGUAGUUUAAAAAAAACAACAAAAAAACAACUACAGCAUCAUAGUAAUAAAGAACUGGUCCCCGUUCCUCCAGCUGCACGCCCCCCCUCAUCCCCCUCCAUCGUGUUGUUAACACCAACAACAAUAAUUACCACUUGUGAACUCUGCUGGUGCUGGUGUUCCUGCUCCGUCAGCCUGUCUGGCAGGUGACCAGCUGAUAAAUCACGCCUGGAACUGAUGGUGUUUUCAAACAUCCAUCAGCGCCGGCGGCCGGGAUGUUUCAGAUGUUUCUCUUUUUCCUCUCAUGAGGAUGAGACGACGCUGCCUUUUUUUUUUUCUUUUUUUUUUUUUUUUCAUACCGAGGAGCUAAAGGAGCUAACAGUGUAUCUGCUGUUCCUGUGUCUCCAUUAACCACCACUAACUCCUCCAUUAAGGCUGCAGUCAAUCCACCGACCUCCAGGGAGCGACACGUGAUGUAGGUACCUGAUGCUGCUGCUGCUGCUGCUGCUGCUGCUUCUGCUGCUCCAUCAAUUUCUUAUGAUGUUUGUUUCCACCAUGUAUUUAUUGACUUUUUAGCGCGGGGCCUUCAGUGUAAAGUGAUCUGCCACAGCAUGAGAACUGGUACCUGGUUGUUAGACCCUGGUACUUCCUGUUCCCUCAGAAAUACAAACAAUUCAAAUGUUGAUCAUGACACAAUGAAACAUUAAAUCAUGGGACAAAAAUAAAAUAAAGUUCU